GUCAAAAAUACAUGUCAUUCACACAUCAUUUUAUUUUGUGAUAUCGUAAAAACGAGUUGAUUUUGCGAAAAUACACGGACGUGGUCGUUCGGGGUAUGUGUGUCCAGUGUCCGCGGACUAUUUCGCCUGUUAAUUCGGGGUUGGAACAUUAGUGUGGACCCUGAAGUCUGGCGGUGGACGGUGGUUGUGGUUUCAUGAAAGAAAAAUAUUUUUUUCCUGAAUCUCCCUUGGUUUUUCAUCUCCCGCGGUGUUCAGCGAUGGUUGCGGGUUUCGCAUGAUACAUUCCGAGGAUGAUGUGACUGUGUUUUAAGUUUCCUAGUGUUCAGUGUAUGGUUUUCUAUUUUUGACGUUCGCUUUUCUAAUUAUAAAGUGUAAAGCCGUGUUGAUGAAUUACUUCGGACACAAGCCGUAUAAAUUGCAUUUAUGGCGUCCAACAUAGUGAAGAAACACCGGAUCAAACCAUAUCACGCCCCCUCCCCAUCCGCCGCCAUCUUGGAUUAACGUCAGAAACAUGCACUCCGUCGCACGCCGUCCACUGUCUCAAUCCAUACAGCCCAACGCGAAAACCAUAAACAACAAAAAAAAAGAAAAAAACAUCGAGCUUACAGAAUACCAUGUGUUCUAUAUUUCAAAUUUGAAACGGGGACUAUUCUGAACACCCGCGCGCGGGGUUUUAAUUUUUUCUUUUUAGAAAAAAAAAACAAUUGCAGCUUUAAAAAGUUUUUCGACGAAAACCUCUUUUUAAGAUACAAGUAAUUAUAAAAAAUAUAAUUGCCUUCUAUUUGUAGUCGUAGUAUACCGUGAUUGGUCCAAUUCUUGUAAUUUGUUAAGAAUCUUUCCCUUUCAUUUUUUUUAAAUUGAUGUUAAGAAUCUAUACGAUAUACUUAGAAGAAAUAUUUGGCGUAAGAAAAGAAGAGCAUAAACAGAAAAAAUGGAGCGAUCUGAAGCUGAAAAACCGACUUCUGAGGAAGGGAGCCAACUCAAUAGAAAUAGAAGUUUCAAAACAAAGCAACUCGUGCGCAGCCAAGCGAUCCGCGAGUCCGCCUCCCCGCCGCGCACCAUCUCACCCGCGUGCCCCGUCGAAAUAACGAAUAACGUUACCGGUACCGAUACCGUUACUAAUAACGUUAUUAAUAACGGUGCGGAGCGCGCGAAGGACGACUGCAGCGUGGCGAGCUGCGACGGUGAUGAGCUGAAGAAACAACCGGUGGAAAUACAGAUCACCAGCGGCCACUGGGACGAAGCUAGCCCCGCUAGGCGUCGCACAGGAGGGGGUGGGGGGGAGCCAGCACGUGACCUGUUGUCGCACAACCCGCGCGUGCACUGCGUUUGCGGCGCCUGCGCACAGUGCCCGCACUGCAGGUGA
Ostrinia nubilalis (European corn borer) is the source of this 1366-nucleotide messenger RNA. RefSeq lists its product as uncharacterized. The coding region runs from base 932 to 1366 and encodes 144 amino acids. The record is from RefSeq and is a predicted model, not a curated record. The transcript has 5 exons. Lineage: Eukaryota; Metazoa; Arthropoda; Insecta; Lepidoptera; Crambidae.